This is a messenger RNA of Brassicogethes aeneus, 3720 nucleotides long. Lineage: Eukaryota; Metazoa; Arthropoda; Insecta; Coleoptera; Nitidulidae. The record is from the annotation of a GenBank genome assembly.
UUGGCGCGCAGCUUGUUUGUUGUGGAAUUUUAUUUAUACAAUAAUUAUUCGUGAUAUUCAAUAUUUUGUGAUGACAAAUCACAUUUUUAUUAUGUUUUAAAUAAUUCGUUUUAUAACAUGAAAGAUUUGACCCAUUAUUUUGUGAGUCCAACUGGAAAAAAUAAAAAAACGAGUUUAAAUAAUGAAGAAGAGGAAAAUGCAAUAAUUAAGGAAGAUGUGGUGUUGGUGGAUACGGCAGAGGACAAAACGGAUAAAAGAAAUAGCGGCAGUAGCAAAGAAAAUACAGACAUAAACAUUGAAGAUGAAAAAAGUGGAUUAAAUGUUAACAUGGAGCCUGUGAAAACAUAUAAAGGCAAAAAACGUGGUAGAAAGAAGAAAGUUGGUAGAAAACACUCGGAUCCAGCUGUAAAAAAUAUUACCGAACUACUAUCCAAUAGUUUAAACCUUAUUUCCCCCAACGGCAGCUUCAGUGAAAAUGUUACUGAAAUAGCAGAAAAAAUUAAGGAAGCUACAAGUGUAAUUGAAGAAAACCCUGUAAUUAUAGAAGAUCAGGAAGAAUUAUCACCAAAAAAGAAUGCUUUUCAAUUUAUAAUGGAGUCAAGGAAACUAAGUAUUGGGAUGAACUCUUCUGGUAAAGAAAAGGAAGAAUUGUCACCAAGUACAGAAUGUAAGGAAAAAUUGAAAGCUAGAAAGAGCCUUUUAGAAUCAUGGGCAGAAAUAAAAGGCGCCUCAAAGAGGAAACGGCAAGAAGAAGAGAAGGAAAUUUUUAUAGACCACCAAAUGCAAAAAAGGGCCAAAAGGCUGAAGAAUUUGCUGCAGUUGGAUGAAAGUGAAGAGACACCAGCAAAUAAAAGAAAAAGAAACACCAGGAGAAUAUCUGAAUCGGAUGAUUCAGAAGGUAUUGAAGAAAGUAGCAAAAGUUCUGGAAACUUGCUCAGUUUCUUAGGUACCAUUAAAAAAACUGAAAAAGAAAUAGAAGUUGUUGAGGAAACGCCAAAUGAAAUAUUCAAAGUUAAAAUGUUUACACCAAAAAAAUCCAAAAAAACUAAAAAAUCAAGACUUAACAAAAAAUCACCCAAAAAGAAAAAGGAAGACCCCCUUCUGGCACCAGAAAAUCCUGCUGAAGAAACAAAUGUUUUAUGUGAAGAUACUGCUUCAAAUGAUUCAGUAAAACCUAAAAGAGGUAGAAAAAAGAAGAUUCUUGAAAAUUCCAAACCAAUUAUAGUUGAUGAAGAAAGUUGUGAUUCUGUAAAGCCUAAAAGAGGAAGAAAGAAGAAAGUAGCAAUAAUUGAUGAUUCCAGUCAAGAUACUCAACUUUCUUUGACACCAAAAUCAGCAAAACAGGGGAAAAUAAACAUGAAAAAUAAGGAUUUGCUCAAUUCACAAAGUGAAGAAAUUGAUAAAGAUAAAAGAGUAUUAAGAGUGAGAAAACAGAAAAUUGUGGAGUCUGAUGAAGACUGGGAAGAGGAGAGAAAAACAACAACUAAAAAACCCUCAAAAAUCGCCCCUGUUUUCUUGAAAGCAGCCCCGAAACCAAAAAUAGACCCUGAAAUUGCCGAAGCAAGAAGACAAUUUUUAAUGAGUGGUAUACCGGAUUCUUUAAAAAAGACCAUAGAAAAACAGCAAAGCAUAGAGGAAAAGGAUUUUGAUGUUUUUCCUAGCAUUCAGCAUGUCCAACAAAAAUGUGGUUCAGAAUAUUGGAACCUCCCAAAACCAAAUUUAAAAUUAAUUAAAGAUGUACAAUUUAUUGCAUGUAAAAAUAAUAUUUUCAAAGGUUUUAUGGAAAAACAAAAAACACCUGAUCAUGUAAAAAUCCCAAAAAGGGAUAAAAUAGCAAAUUUUAAAAACCUUAUUGAAGAUAUUAAAGUUGAAAACCCCGACUAUCCUGUAUAUAAAUCAUUUAGACAAAUUUAUGAAAAAAGUGGAUAUCAAAAUGAAAAAUGUAAAACCAAAAAAAGGCGGUCCAAAAAAGGUAAAAAAUCUUUAGAUAAAAGUGUGGAAAUAGUGGAGGUUACCCCAGAGAAGAUUGACCCCACUAAGUAUGCCAUGUGGACUGACAAAUAUAAACCAAAGUCGUCUGAGGAUAUUUUGGGUAACUUUUCCAGCACCAAAGCUUUGAAAAAUUUCCUUGAAGCCUGGCUACAGUUCAGCAAAGACAUAAUAGCAAAAAAGAGGAAAAAACGUGCUGACUCCAGCGAGUCGGAAUUUGACGUCACCGACUGUGACAGCAGAGACAGUGCCUACUUCAAAUUACCGGGAAACUCUCUAAUAUUAAACGGUUCGGUGGGAUCGGGUAAAAGUGCCGCCGUUUAUGCGGUUUGCAACGAAUUGGGUCUAAAAGUUUUGGAAAUGAACGCUUCGUCCAAAAGAACGGGUAAAAAGUUGCUGCAGGAUAUGCAGGAAGCCACGCAGUCUCACCAGGUGAAAAAUCAGUCGUCUGCAAUGCAAACCUUCUUCAAAUCCAAAGAAGCACACGUGGAGCAACCCAAAGCCGAGAAAAUGUGCGUCAUUUUGAUAGAGGACGUCGACUUGAUAUUCGAGCAAGAUGAAAGUUUUAUAACGGCUCUUUCAACGUUGGUUACGAUAACCAAAAGGCCGAUUAUCAUGACCACAACCGAUAUAGCUUCGCCGUAUGCGCAGAAGUUUGCCGCGCAGUACGAAGUAGUUAAUUUUGCGCCCUUGCAAACUUCCACUUUGUCCACGUGGUUGAAGAUUGUCUGCCUUGUAGAGGGGUUUCUGGUCGAUCAGAACUCCUUGGGGAUACUUUUGGAGGUAAACAAAGGCGACGCCAGGAAAACCCUGCUGAAUUUGCAGUUCUGGCUGCAAUCCGGAGGCCAAACAUAUCAAAAUAACGAACCUAUGAGUUGUGCUCCACAACAACGCCAAAGCUCCGAUUUUAAACCAUCAGAUGAUGUAGCAAAUGAUUUCCUGGGGGUUGAUGAGGACCCCCAGGAAAAACCACUUAUGCACUUCUAUUUACUCAACAAAACUGAUUAUAUAAUCACGCUAGGUAAUCUAUGGUGGAACACACCCAACCUUCUAUCACUGCCCAUAGAAAACACUAAGAGACUUAAUAAAUUCGGUCAAAUUAAUCUUGAUAAUACUCCAACAACGAAUGAAGAGUGCAUGCCAAAAAAGUCGAAUGGAGAUUUGGAUGAACUGAAAAAAAUUGGUCAGUUCUUCAUGCUCCACGAUACGUUAGCUUUAGUCGACGAAAUGCAAAACAAAAUUCAUUUGGAUAACACUUGGGAACCCUGUGUGAAAAACAGGAAGUUUCUUGUCAAGGAUAGUUUAAAUUUGGAUGAUAAAACGACGGAUUACACAGAAAACUAUGAUUCCAUGGACAAUUUAACUCAUACAUUAGUUGAUCUGAAUGUUGGGAUGAUCAGUGAUAACUUUUCCUGCAACAUGGUGCUUCCAGACCAAGCAGAAAAGAGAUGGAGGGCCAAAAACCACAUAUGUGAAGAUAUACUAAAAGAAGCAACGCCUUUAAGCACCAGUAAGGGUCCCUUAAGUUUGGAUUAUAUGCCUUACUUGAGGGAUAUGUCUCGCUCAGAACACCACAGAUCUUUAAAUAAUACCAAGAGAAGCAAACGUUUUUACCAUUAUUUAAAAACUGUGGGGGUUGAUUUUAACGAUGCCGCCUCCAAAUUGGCGUGUAACGUACUUUAUUAGUUGUAUAAAUUUUAUUUAGCGAACGUUAUUUAUUUUUAAAUAAAC